This is a messenger RNA of Lynx canadensis (Canada lynx), 556 nucleotides long. RefSeq names its product gamma-crystallin F. Gene Ontology annotation, biological process: visual perception; lens development in camera-type eye. Bases 1 to 525 code for a protein of 174 amino acids. The transcript has 3 exons. Gene Ontology annotation, molecular function: structural constituent of eye lens. NCBI's taxonomy places the organism in Eukaryota, Metazoa, Chordata, Mammalia, Carnivora, Felidae. The record is from RefSeq and is a predicted model, not a curated record.
AUGGGGAAGAUCACCUUCUACGAGGACCGGGGCUUCCAGGGCCGCCACUACGAGUGCAGCAGUGACCACCCGAACCUGCAGCCCUAUUUCAGCCGCUGCAACUCCAUCCGCGUGGACAGCGGCUGCUGGAUGCUCUACGAGCAGCCCAACUACUCGGGCUGCCAGUACUUCCUGCGGCGCGGGGACUACCCGGACUACCAGCAGUGGAUGGGCCUCAGCGACGCGGUCCGCUCCUGCCGCCUCAUCCCCCACACCAGCUCCCACAGGAUCAGGAUUUAUGAGCGAGAGGACUACAGGGGCCAGAUGGUAGAGAUCACCGAGGACUGCUCCUCGCUUCACGACCGCUUCCACUUCAGUGAGAUCCACUCCUUCCAAGUGCUGGAGGGCUACUGGGUCCUCUACGAGAUGCCCAACUACCGGGGGCGGCAGUACCUGCUGAGACCGGGGGACUACAGGCGCUACCACGACUGGGGGGCCACGAGUGCCCGAGUGGGCUCUUUGAGGAGAGCCAUGGAUUUCUACUGAAAUAUUUUUACUCCACCUUAUUCUCCAUCUG